Molecule: messenger RNA, 720 nt
Organism: Scheffersomyces coipomensis
Lineage: Eukaryota; Fungi; Ascomycota; Pichiomycetes; Serinales; Debaryomycetaceae
Exons: 1
Coding region: 131-403 (90 amino acids)
Source: RefSeq, a predicted model, not a curated record
GUAAAAAUGAAAAUAUUGAAAAUUUAUUGAUCUCUAAUAGUAAUCAUCUUGAGAUAUCACUACUACUUUGAAGGUUCAUGGGUGUUUAUCUUAUGAUAUAGAUAGAGUUGAAUUAGAGUACUGACUAACUAUGAACUGUCCAUUAUGUUCGACUGCACUUAAACAACAUUUGUUACAACCAACCAUAUCAAUUAUAUCAUGUCCUAGUGAAACUUGUAUAUAUCCAUUCAACUUAUCCAUCAGUGAAUUAAAACAACAAAAUCUAAUCAUAUCUAAUAUCAAUGAGUCCGAUAUAAUGCAUCAUAUGGAAUCGAAAAUGAUCAACGAAGCCAAUGUCAACAAGAAUAUAGCACGGUUUAUAUCGAAGGCCGAUGAUGAGAUCAUGAAUUUAGUUAAACGAUAGACUAAUCAUCAACAUUUUGUUGUCCGAAAUGAAAUUCAUUAAUAACUCAAUCACCAAUUCAUAUCAAGUACUAUAUAUUACUUGAUAUAAUAUGGAUCAUGGGUUCCCAGUUAUAAUAUCAUAUUUUGCAGUAAAUAGUAAGGUAAAGAUCCGGGUAAGAAACUACCUUUUAGUUGUAGGUCGUGUACUUUCAGCUAAACAUUUCCUAAUUGGGAAAGGCCAACGAAAAAGUUUUUCUGGUGUGAACCAGAGGAGGUUUAAGGGUUGAGUUGAGAUUGGUGUGUUUUGAAGAUUUAUCUAUUUAGCUUCUUUCUAGU